GUUGACCAAGUAUGCCUUGCAAUUUAUUACGUGUGACGAUAGAAGCAGCAAAAUGCAUGCGUCCGGCCGGCACGCAGAUAGCAUGGUGUAAAGGCGGGCGCGAUGACAUGUCGUAGAGGAUGUUAAAAGUAAAGCCAUCACAGCACGCCCUCAAUAUUGUAGUCUGAGUGAAAAUCGGAGAACGUUAACCCCGGGUGAUGUCCGGGAGAGGCACCAAAAUUCGGAAACCCCCCGAUUGUUUCGGGGGGGUUGGCGAUUAUGCGGCUGAGCCACAUCAGAGUGGCGAAAGAGCCACGUGCGGCUCCGGAGCCGCGGGUUGCCGACCCCUGGUCUAGUGGGACAGGCGAAAGAUAAGUCAGAAAAAAUGCAGUCGUUUAUAAAUGAUUUAAAGUACCAACGAUUGUCACACACACUCUUGGUGUGGCGAAAUUAUUCUCUGCACGCUUGAUCACCCCCUGGGAGGUGAGGGGAGCAGUGGGCAGCAGCGGUGCCUCGCCCGGGAAUCAUUUUGUUGGUGAUUCAAUCCCCAAUUCCAACCUUUGAUGCUGAUUGCCAAGCAAAUGUUUCUCUGCGGCAAAUGCGUUACGGACCGGUGGUUGGGGACCACUGGUAUAGUUGACAUUGUUUCUAUGGAACCCAGUACAGUGGAAUAUUUUAGCUUUGUGCUUUUUCCACACUGACACAGCGAGAAGACACAAUAGUCUGUGUCUGACAUUUCUAAAGAACAGAAACAUGGAAAAAUGACAGCUUUUAAGCAUCAGUGUAAAAAUGGCUCAAGAGAGCUGUUUCUAAUAGUUUGGCGAUAAAUGAUAAACAACUCGCUUAUUGUGCGGCCAUUGAAGACAAACUAUUAGAAUAUAUUUAAACACAUAUUUUUAUCAGAAAAUACAGCUUAGAGAUACUCAUUAAAAUGUCACUUGAUUACAAUUUUAGGUGCGUUGGUCACCUUCCUAAUUUAGUUCUAUGAGGUCAGAUGUUGACGUACAUGACUUUUCUCUUUGGUUGUUAAGUUAGUCUGUUAAAUAAAAGGCGAUUCUGACUGAAUAUGUUUAGAUAUUUUAGGGAUGUCCACGCUAUUGAGGGUAUUGACAGCUCAUGAAUAAAACAUUUUUGUCUGUUGGGACCGACGUUGACUUUCAUCAAACUUCCCUGCUUUGACUUUGACUCUAAAACACACUUCUCAUCCCCAGUUCUGCUCUUGAGAAUGAAGUUGGUCCACAGAGGGUCCUCUCGGUUCAAACAGCAUCAUUUAUUAUGUAAGCACUCCCUCUGUCGGCCAACUGUGGCGUGACAGGUGGAGAAGAUAGUCUUUGAGUUCUAUGGGGAGGUGAAGGUCAUAAAUCCUAACCAGCCUCUGCUUGCCUAAAGUCCUCCUGAUGUGCAGGCGGCACAGCUGCAUCAGCGGGGGAACCCCUAAGGGUGGGCGGAUCCAUGACAAAGAUAAGGUUACGAGCCAACAUGAGACUUCAUGAGGUGACUGUAUCAGGAGUACCUCCACUUUGUCUGAGCAGCCUCUCUACCACACUGUUUGGGGGCGCCAGGUCCAGAGGCUGUUUGCCCUCCAGGUUCCGUUGGGAGGCGUCUGCCCCGUGGUUGAGCAGGACCGACACCAUCUCUGGACUGGACAGACGAGCCGCGAUAUGUAGGGCUCGCUCAGCGCUGUGAUGUGAUGUCAUAUCCUCCUCAGAGCAGCUAUUUGCCCUCCAGGAAACAGGCGGCCUCAAAAGCUGUGGGUGUGUCUCAGCCAAUGGAGGUGCCACAAACAACGGAGGCCUGCUGACCAGCUAACUUAGGAGGGGGCGUGGCCUGCGGGUCUGCAGCGAAGCGUGGUGUUGCCAGGACCGGCCUCGAAAUCAGCGACAGAGCGAGCGGCCUGUGCUGCGUGUGUGGCGUGUACAGACCGUCAUGGCGUCCCCUCGGCUGGAGACGUUCUGCUGCUCGAACCGGGAUCCGGCGACCGAGCUGGUGGUGACUUUCCAGCCGCUUCUGUUCGGAGCUCUGACGGUGGGCAGCGCGGUCCUGAGCCUGGUCUUCACCGUCCUCCAGAUCCUGCCCAAGAAAAAAGGCUACAGGAGACUGGGACAGUACCCUCUGCCCAGACCUGCAUCCUCGUCCCGGAUACUCUUCAUCAUCAGCCUGUGUGAUAUUAUGGGAUGUACAGGCAUCAUUCUCAGGUCGUCUCUGUGGAUCGGUCUGCCCGGCACCGUGGAGCAGAUCUCCGAGGCCAACAGCACCGACGUUUGGCCGGACGUCUUCUGCCUGGGCAGCGCGAUGUGGAUCCAGUUGUUCUACAGCGCUUCUUUCUGGUGGACCUUCUGCUACGCCGUAGACGUCUUCCUGGUGGUGAAGACGUCCGCAGGAAUCAGCACCAUUAUCCUCUACCACAUGAUCACAUGGGGUCUGGCCUUGCUGCUGUGUGUGGAGGGCCUGGCCAUGCUCUACUACCCCUCCAUCUCCAACUGCGAACAAGGCCUGCAGCACGCCGUCCCUCACUACGUCACCACGUACGCGCCCAUGCUGCUGGUCCUGGUGGCCAACCCCAUCUUCUUCAACAGGACCACGUCAGCAGUGACAUCGCUGCUGAAAGGACGCCAAGGGAUCUACACGGAAAACGAGAGGCGGCUGGCCAGCACCAUAAAGAUCCGCUUCUUUAAAAUAAUGCUGGUCUUUGGCAUCUGCUGGCUUCCCAACAUCAUCAACGAGGGCCUCCUCUUCUACCUGGAGACGCAGGCCGACGUCGGGGACAGCACUCUCAGGAAUAUCCGCAACGCUGCGCUCAUCACCUGGUUCAUCAUGGGGAUCCUGAACCCCAUGCAGGCCUUCCUCAACACGCUGGCCUUCCACGGCUGGACCGGUCUGGACGUGGACCUGAGCCGCAGGAGGGAGCUGGCCUGGGAGUCGCCCUCCACCUCGGUGGCCAACGGCGGCGGCCACAACGCCAUGGUGGGCACGGCGCUGCUCUACCAGAGUCACGUCCAGGAGGCCAAGAAAAGCAUGAACGGCAACGGGCAGCCGCAGUCGGACGCCAUCAGCGUGCUCUCAGAAGGUUCAGAAUCUAGCACAGUUGAAAUCCACAUUUCCAGCGAGCUCCCAGACUAUGGCGAUAUAGACGCUGAUGAAGAAUCCUCGGGGACGUCAGGGAGACAUUAGCCAACAUGCCAGCGUCAUCAAACACUACUUGGGCUGGUAACUUUUAGAUGCUGUAAUACUUUUAUUAUCUUGUGUAAUAUUAGGCUCUUUUUUUAGUUAGUUUUUAAGCUCAUGUCUGUAUUUUAUUUUGUCUUUUUUGCACACAUUUUACACAUUAAAUAGCAGACCUGUUUCUUA
This is a messenger RNA of Nerophis ophidion (straightnose pipefish), 3327 nucleotides long. RefSeq names its product G-protein coupled receptor 143-like. Lineage: Eukaryota; Metazoa; Chordata; Actinopteri; Syngnathiformes; Syngnathidae. Bases 1906 to 3150 code for a protein of 414 amino acids. Gene Ontology annotation, molecular function: dopamine binding; L-DOPA receptor activity; L-DOPA binding. Gene Ontology annotation, biological process: G protein-coupled receptor signaling pathway; melanosome organization; regulation of calcium-mediated signaling. The transcript has 12 exons. Gene Ontology annotation, cellular component: melanosome membrane; plasma membrane. The record is from RefSeq and is a predicted model, not a curated record.